CUUUUCUAAUGCAUUAUGUGCUUGAUAUGCAGGGAUAAAACUAAGUGGCUUCUGAAUUGCACAGUUGGAUACAAGGAAAUUCUUAAGAAUGAAAAGUGUAGAGGAGAAAUGCAACUGAAAAUCAAAGAUGUUUCUGAAAAGGACAAACUCCUUCAGGCCAAGGAGUACGAGGAGGGGCUUGUUGCUGAACCUGUUAGUACUCAAAUAAAAGGUCAUGCUUCAGCCCAUUACUAUGGAAAAAACGAGCCUUCGCAAGACCCAACCAGCACUGCAAAUACCUUUCAGCCAGGUUCCUGGAUGCCACCAGAUGGCAGUAGCCGUAAUAAAUAAAUAGUUGUAGCAUGCAGAAUUUUGUUAAUUAAUUAAUUAAAUUAGAGGUAGGUAUUUCAACAAACAACAUGACUGAAGAAGACUGAUUUUGCUUACAACUAUUCUGCUUUGUUUGCUAUAUUAUGUGUAAUAAAGCUCUGUAUUUAAAAUGAA
This is a messenger RNA of Gavialis gangeticus (Gharial), 483 nucleotides long. RefSeq names its product NADH:ubiquinone oxidoreductase complex assembly factor 2 (gene NDUFAF2). The record is from RefSeq and is a predicted model, not a curated record. NCBI's taxonomy places the organism in Eukaryota, Metazoa, Chordata, Crocodylia, Gavialidae. The transcript is spliced from 2 exons. Bases 16 to 330 code for a protein of 104 amino acids.